GUCGCCGUCUUCUCCGCGUGGCGUUUCUGAAUUUCUCCAGAUUCGCAGUUUGUAAGAGUUUAUCGAAGGAAAAUGAGAAUCCCGAAGAUCAUUCUUCGUAUUUUGAUAGUUUCAUUGUCUCUUAUCUUCCAUGUCUGUGCCGAUCAGAUCUUCCCAACUCAUCUUGUUGGAACGGUCAGCCGAAGCAAUCGUGAACCUAAGUACAAGAUUGAAUUCUUCCCAGAAGAUGCACCUUUUCACCCGGACGAUGACCGGGAAUCCAUGGUCAUGCGUGGUAAGAAUGGGCGAAAGCAUUUAUGUUACUUACCAAAGGAUGAAGAAGCAAUGAGUGGUUGGACCUCUUCCCGGGAAAAUGUUAGCAGUGUUAUCAUGGAAGCUGAAAAACAGGUCAAACUAAAGACUCCUGAUGAACUGCUUCAACCUCUUAGUGGUAAAUGCCUUCUCAGACAAGAGGGUUGGUGGUCAUAUGAGUUUUGUCAUCAGAGAUGGGUCCGGCAAUUACACAUCGAGGAUGAUAACAAGAUUUCUCAAGAGUUUAUCUUGGGUAAUUUCGACGCAGAUACAACUGCUGCUUUUAACGAAAAUCUAUCCGAAGCUUCUACAAUGAAAGAUCCUCGUUCAAGUGAUGCAUCUCAAAGGUAUCACUCUCACCUCUUCACCAAUGGAACCAUCUGUGACCUUACAGGCAAGCCUCGAGAAAUCGAGGUGAGGUUUGUAUGUGCUGAAACGAGGGCAAUGGUCACUUCCAUCACAGAGCUUUCCACUUGCAAGUAUGCUCUUACAGUUCAGUGUCCCACACUGUGCAAGCACCCGAUGUUCCAGCAAGAGAAACCAGUGUGGCACACAAUCCACUGCAAUGUACUUACGGAGGAAGAUGCUGAAACAAGAACAGAGGAGGAAGUAGAAGAUGAACCGAUCAAGAUGAUUACAGAUUCUGACAAAAAACCCAUCUAGUGUUUGAUUCAUUUUUAUUUAUUU
Messenger RNA from Tarenaya hassleriana, 978 nucleotides. Its product is annotated as protein OS-9 homolog. Bases 73 to 954 code for a protein of 293 amino acids. Gene Ontology annotation, biological process: endoplasmic reticulum unfolded protein response; retrograde protein transport, ER to cytosol. The record is from RefSeq and is a predicted model, not a curated record. The transcript is spliced from 8 exons. NCBI's taxonomy places the organism in Eukaryota, Viridiplantae, Streptophyta, Magnoliopsida, Brassicales, Cleomaceae. Gene Ontology annotation, cellular component: endoplasmic reticulum lumen.